Messenger RNA from Propithecus coquereli (Coquerel's sifaka), 1491 nucleotides. RefSeq names its product regulator of G-protein signaling 11 (gene RGS11). The record is from RefSeq and is a predicted model, not a curated record. NCBI's taxonomy places the organism in Eukaryota, Metazoa, Chordata, Mammalia, Primates, Indriidae. Gene Ontology annotation, biological process: G protein-coupled receptor signaling pathway; regulation of G protein-coupled receptor signaling pathway; intracellular signal transduction. The coding region runs from base 1 to 1404 and encodes 467 amino acids. The transcript has 17 exons.
AUGGCCGCCGGCCCCGCACCCUCCGGCGGGCGCGCCCGCGCGCAGAGGCUGCAUCUGAGCAAGAUGGAGCGGGUGGUCCUGAGCAUGCAGGACCCCGACCAGGGCGUCAGGAUGCGGAGCCAGCGCCUGCUCAUCACCGUCGUCCCCCACGCGGUGACCGGCGGCGACGUCGUGGAGUGGCUGAUCCAGAAGUUCUGCAUCUCGCAGGAGGAGGCCCUGCACCUGGGCACUCUUCUGGUGCAGCAUGGCUACAUAUACCCACUGCGGGACCCUGGCAUCCUGGUGCUCCGGCAGGACGAGACGCCCUACAGGUUCCAGACACCGUACUUCUGGACAAGCACCCUGUGGCCAGCCGCCGAGCUGGACUAUGCCAUCUACCUGGCCAAGAAGAACAUGCGGAAGCAGGGGUCCCUGCUCGACCAUGAGAAGGAGCGCUAUGACCAGCUGCACAAGAGGAUCAACCACGCGUGGGACCUGGUGCUGAUGCAGGCCAGAGAGCAACUGCGGGCAGCUAAGCAGCGCAGGAAGGGGGACAGGCUGGUCAUUGCAUGCCAGGAGCAGACUUUCUGGCUGGUGAACAGGCCCCCGCCCGGGUCCCCCAAUGUGCUGGAGCAGGGUCCAGAGCUCAGCUGCUGCGCCGCCAGCCCAGUGCAGAUGACCAAGAGCUCGGAUUUCUAUAAGCAGGAGAUUGAGUGCUGCAGGAAGGCCCUGGGCAGGGCCCGGGUGAAGUCUUCUGUCUGCCUUGAGGCGUACCUGCAGUUCAGCGUCCAACACAGGCUGCACGACCCCAUGCUGUCGGGCUGCCUGCCCGGCAACCCCUGGAUCACAGACAGCGCCGCCUACUGGGCUGUGAACUCGCCCACGGCGGCGGCACCUACAAAGCUCCGCGUGGAGCGCUGGGCCUUCAGCUUUCAGGAGCUGCUGGAAGACCCCGUGGGGCGGGCCCAUUUCAUGGACUUUCUCAGGAAGGAGUUCAGUGCUGAAAACCUCAGCUUCUGGGAGGCGUGUGAGGAGCUUCGCUACGGAGGGCAGGCCCAAGUCCCUGCCCUGGUGGACGCCGUGUACCAGCAGUUCCUGGCUCCUGGCGCUGCCCACUGGGUCAACAUUGACAGCCGGACGAUGGAGCGGACCCUGGAAGGGCUGCGCCAGCCCCACCGCUACGUCCUGGAUGACGCCCAGCUGCACAUAUACAUGCUCAUGAAGAAGGACUCCUACCCUAGGUUCCUGAAGUCUGACUUGUACAAGGGCCUGCUGGCGGAGGCAGGGAUCCCGCUGGAGACGAAGAGACGGGUGUUCCCGUUCCCACGGAAGCCGUGGCACGCAAGCCCCAGCCCUGCUCUCCUUCCUCCCUCUGGGGAGCCCAUGGUGGCUGGCGGCCCUGACGGUGGUGACAGCGUGGCCUAGGUGGACCUGGCCCCUGUCGUCCUCACCUCCUACCUCCCAGGCCCUCCUGCCCAACACCCUGCUGACUGCACGGUCACCCUCCCCCUG